Molecule: messenger RNA, 1909 nt
Organism: Carassius auratus (goldfish)
Lineage: Eukaryota; Metazoa; Chordata; Actinopteri; Cypriniformes; Cyprinidae
Product: CUGBP Elav-like family member 4
Exons: 12
Coding region: 204-1559 (451 amino acids)
Molecular function (GO): RNA binding
Source: RefSeq, a predicted model, not a curated record
ACGAGUCAGAGUGGCAGCUGACACACGCGGAGAGAGACAGAUGGAGAAAGUGAAAGAAUCCUGAGGAGAAAACACGGGAAAACCGAGAGAGGAGCGUCCCGUAGAGCCGUGAUAGAGGGUUGGGACGAGGAAGAGGAAGAGAGAUUGAGAGAGGAGGAGUGGAUGGUAGAGAGCCGGAGACACAGCGCGCGGGAGGGAGAAAGAUGGCCUCGGUAACGGCGGAGAAUGGCUUCAGCACCGCGGACAGCUCCGGUAGAAUGAACGGACUCAACAGCGCGAUCCCGAUGAAAGAUCACGACGCCAUCAAGCUCUUCAUCGGUCAGAUCCCGCGCAAUCUGGACGAGAAAGACCUCAAGCCUCUGUUCGAGGAGUUUGGAAAGAUCUACGAGCUCACGGUGCUCAAGGACCGGUUCACCGGGAUGCAUAAAGGAUGUGCCUUUCUAACGUACUGUGCCAGAGAGUCAGCGCUGAAGGCCCAGAGCGCUCUCCACGAACAAAAGACUCUUCCCGGGAUGAACCGGCCCAUCCAGGUGAAACCGGCCGACAGUGAAGGACGAGGAGAAGACCGGAAGCUGUUUGUGGGCAUGCUGGGGAAGCAGCAGUGUGAAGAAGAUGUGCGGCGGUUGUUCGAGGCGUUCGGACAGAUAGAGGAGUGCACCGUGCUGCGGGGGCCUGAUGGGGCCAGUAAGGGCUGUGCUUUUGUAAAGUUUUCCAGUCAUGCAGAAGCUCAGGCUGCGAUUAACAGUCUCCACGGUGGACAGACGAUGCCGGGUGCGUCCUCCAGUCUGGUGGUGAAGUUUGCAGACACUGAUAAGGAACGGACUCUGCGCCGGAUGCAUCAGAUGGCCGGUCAGCUCGGCAUCUUCAGUCCCAUGACCAUUCAGUUUGGAGCGUACGGAGCUUACACACACGCUCAGAUCCUGCAGCAGCAGCAGGCGGCGCUCAUGGCAGCGACGCAGGGCUCGUAUCUCAACCCCAUGACUGCGAUCGCCGCCGCUCAGAUGCAGCACAUGGCUUUCAACGUCAACGGCCUGGUGGCUGCCCCCAUGACGCCGUCUUCAGGCACCAGCACUCCUCCAGGCGUCAGUGCCUCCGCUGUGCCCAGCAUCACAGCUCCUCUCGGGGUGAACGGCUUCAGCGCUCUCCCUCCCCAAAGCAACGGACAGCCCUCCUCCGAACCCAUCUACACCAACGGCAUCCAUCCGUACCCAGCGCAGAGCCCGACGCUGGCCGAUCCUCUCCAGCAGGCGUAUGCCGGCGUGCAGCACUAUGCAGCAGCCUAUCCUGCCGCUUAUGCGCCAAUCAGCCAAGCGUUUCCCCAGCAACCAGCCAUCAUCCCCCAGCAGCAGCGUGAAGGACCCGAGGGGUGUAACCUGUUUAUUUACCACCUGCCGCAGGAGUUCGGCGACGCGGAGCUCAUGCAGAUGUUUCUGCCCUUCGGCAACGUCAUUUCUGCCAAAGUCUUCGUGGACCGAGCAACCAAUCAGAGCAAGUGUUUCGAUCUAGCAGUGUGUCGCUCCUCCAAAGGUGCAAUAAAUCGAGGCUCAGGAAGGAAAUGAGAUCAGGUGUUUUUCAUCAGUUUCCUGCGGUGUGCAGAGGAACAGAUUCUCUCUCAUGACUCUCUCUGGUGUCAGUGCGAUCAGAUUCAUCUGUUUAUCUGAACGUGUUGAUUGUGUUAAACACACUCCCUUCUCUAAAGAUGUUGGAGCUUCAUGAUGUGCUUCUGUCUGUGGUCAGGACGGUAACGAUCCUCUCAACCUUUCACAAACCUCUCAGUUCAAUAAAAUUCAUUUUUGUAAAAUUAUAUUUUGAAGUCGCUCACAAUCAACAAAAUGAGCUCUGACAAUGUUUUUUUUUUUUUUAAGUAUUCAGCUUGUUUGUUAUGAUUGCUGUAUUUUCCCAGUGAACU